UGGCAAGAGAGCAGGCCAUUGGUUUGACUCAAAACUCUGUUAUUCAGAAACAGUCAGGAUUUAGCAUGUUUUAGGGAAAGAAAGAAGGGGCUUCAACUACAGGGUUAUCCAUCAGGUGCUUCAGAAAGGAGUGUCUUGCAGGUGGUAAUAGAUCAAGCCCUAUGUCACUGAGGUUUUGUUGAAGAACUCAGUAUUUUUGUAUCCUGGGCAGUGACAUUAAAGGGUGUAGUAGUUAUAAUUAUGUGCUGCUGCCGGGCAGACGCCCUGUACUACAGAAAACUUUCACGCGUAUAAGGCAGGUGGCUGCCUUUGAAGUGUUGGGGCUCUGGGUGCUAAAGUGCCUAGGCUCACCUACCCUGGAGUGCUUGAAGUGGGCAAUCUGCAGAGGCCUUUCACAUAGCUGGAAUGCUUCGGCAGCGGUCUGGAAGAGCUUGUGGCAUGAAGAAGUUGGAGGCUCUGGGAAUCCAUGCCAAGCCCUGACUCCCGGUUGCAAACACUGACAUGGGGAACACAGUGAGUAACCUGAUUUUCAUUCUACCUCCAAUCUAUGGUGCGAUUCAGACCUAUAAAGAUGGCCUUGAAAAACGGUAUUUAGCUGCAUAUUUGUGUCUUACAGCUGUGGGAUUGGGAUCUUGGUGCUUCCACAUGACCCUGAAGUAUGAAAUGCAGCUGUUGGAUGAACUGCCAAUGAUAUACAGUUGUUGUGUGUUUGUCUACUGCCUGUACGAAUGUUUCAAGUACAAGAAUACAGUCAAUUAUGCUCUGCUUUUCUUGUUAAUAACAUACAGCGUCGUAGUCAGCAUAGUUUACCUAGAUUUGAAAGAGCCUGUAUUCCAUCAGAUCAUGUAUGGAACACUAGUUUCCAUCAUAGUUCUAAGAUCUGUUUAUAUAGUAUUAUGGGUAUACCCAUGGCUUAGAGGUCUGGGCUAUACAUCUUUAACUGUAUUUUUAAUGGGAUUUUUUCUCUGGAAUGUGGACAACAUUUUCUGUGAUAAAUUGAGAGCAUUACGAGAGAAGCUGCCUCCCGUGGUAGGAGCUGUGACACAGUUUCAUGCAUGGUGGCAUAUUCUCACAGGCCUUGGUUCUUACCUUCAUAUCCUGCUAAGUUUAUAUACAAGGACACUUUUCCUGAAACACAGGCCAAAGGUGAAGUUUAUUUUUGGAAUAUGGCCUGUUCUUCUUGUCGAGCCACCCAAGAAACUUUGAGCCCUGGGCAGCCACUCACGAUCACCUGGCCUGGCUGAAUAAAGCAUUUCAACAGUUACUCUGGCUGAAGUGUCAAAAUUAUGGAUCAACCCAAGUACCAUUGCUAUUAAAGGACUUCUCUGUGCUACGAGGCCAGAACAGAGCAAAGAGCUGGCACACUAGGGAAAUAGCACUUAGUACAGCUUUAUUCUAAGUUGUUAAAACAAAGAUUAAGAGACAAGGGGUUUAUGUAUAUAUUGUAUAGCUGAUGAUAUUGAGGUAAUAUUUCGUGCUGGUCACAGAAAACUAACCAUUUUUGAAGUGGAUUGCAUACGUUUUUUCAUUCAGUUUUUUGUUCUUUCUGUGGUUGAAACUAAUAUUAGUAACUGAAUGACAAAACCAGGCCAUUGAUGGCCAAGGUAAGCUAUUUGUGUGGCCUAUAGUGAACUGAAUGCUUAACCCAAACUACUUUAACCUUGCACUUUUAUAUAAUUAAAGAAGUAUGUAAUGGUUGAUUUAGGCCUUUAUUCUACCUUGCUUUUCCACAGCCUCCUUUGCAAUUUAUAUUUUAAGCAAAAUGGUUGGGCUACUUGUGCCAUUUAGUUAAUUUUUGUAGCAAGCUUCCAUUUUCUCUUUAGUCCAGCCGAGAGGUUCAUCAUGGAGGUUGUUCCAAAGUGUGACCAGCAGAAGACACUAAAAUGGUGAAGCCUUGUAGGUAUUCCUGUUUGUGUCUGGAAACUCAGUUCCUAAUUUGUUUGACCAGUGAUUCAUCACAAAACUGUAGAGUAACUGUAGAAACAUAGGAAACACUCUUUUAAAUUUUUUUGUAAUUGCUAUUUACAUACCUUCCUUUUCUAUCCCUUUCUUUAACUUCCCAUUUCCCAUUCGUACUACAGAUUGACAAACACCUUAAAUGCGCUCUAGUUCAGCUUUGAAUUCAUCUUCCUCUUAUUUUACAAGUCUUAAAUAUUGGUGUGAUUUUCAGAAGCAUCUUCUUAUUCAGAAACUUUGAAGGAAAAGUAAAGAAUGAGACUGAAGUUGAGGAUAUCCCCAAAUACAAGUGGCAGUGCUUUGCUCAAUUUUAUAUCACGUGCUUAGUCUGUGAGAAAGCUGACCACCUUUUAAAACCAGACUUGGGGAUUAAGAGGGGAGACAAACCCUGUUUUCUGCAAUUUUUAUCUACCCAGCUGAUGAAAGUUCAUAAGUAAAUAUAAAGAAAACAUUAAACUAACACAGUUUUUCAAAAUAUACCUCAUAUGAAGGCUGUGGUUUUGAUGCUGUUGACUUUGGGGCAACUAACAGAGUGUAUCUCUGUGCCUACUUACUCCCAUUCUAUGCAAUUUUUGUCUGCUUUUGAUGCUCUGAGGGAUUUUUCCUUCUUGCCAUGAAGAAAAAAAGGAAAAUGCUCAAACUGAUCCCAUUCUGUAUUGAUUUACAGCGUGCUCACAGCAGCAAAGCAGGUAAUGUAGCUGUAAAGCUGUCUCCCAGGUCUCUGAGUCCUGACUAUUGAACAAUCAAUGCUAGCUAAAAUGGUCUCCUCCCUUUGAUGUCUUUUUCUCUGUUUGCAGUUUCUCUGCAUCUUUCACAUCCACUAGUAACUCUCCUUCUGAUGUGAAUCUCCAAGUAAAAAGGUGGCUUCUCUUAUGUGAAAACCCUGGACCCUUGAGAUCAAAUAACCCCAAACUCUUGAGCUGGAAAAAGAUGCUUAACCUUGUGUGAGUUCAAUGAGGUUUAAGCAUGUGCUGAUAGCAGUGCAUUUCAACCUGUACACCCCUAUAAAGACACCUGAAGGGUAAUUUUAGAAUAGCUUUGGUAUCAGUAGGCUCCAGUUCCAUAGACAAGGUCAGCAUCUGUGUUGGGAAAUGUAAGUGCUUUUCAGUCAGAAAGAAGUUAGCAGAACUAGCACAGAGGUAGGAAAUAGCUAUUAUGGAUCAGGUAUCUUUAAUUAUCCAGAAGGCAUAUUUUUUGUAAAGAGAUUUGAGAACUGUUUCAAAAAUGUAGCUUGAAAAUAAGUGCCUGCCUGUUCACCUCCAGGUUUUCUCAAGCAUUUUUCUGCACACUGUAUCCUGUUUUCCUAUUUAGUAUGUUUACAUGCAUUCAUAAGUUAGGGAAGGAGUCUUGUAAGAGAAGCAGUGCAGCAGCAAGACAUAUCAACAGUCACUUGUGACAUCUGCUAGGUAUGAUAUGUUUAUGGAAAUGGAAAAAAAAAUUGAUUUUAGUGGCCUUAGUUUUGUUACUGAAGGAUCUGGGGGGUUUUAUUUUAGUAAUUGCAAGAACCAGAGUGUCUUGAAAAGCCACUUUCUUAUUGAUCAGACAUCUCUAAAAUGGUAUAUUUUAAAGAAAUUUGUUGAUUUUUCUACACAUUGGCAACCAGGAAGUCUAUGGUGGGGGGGUGGGUUUUUUCAGAUCUUGUUGAAUUGUCAG
Hirundo rustica (Barn swallow) is the source of this 3609-nucleotide messenger RNA. RefSeq names its product alkaline ceramidase 3 (gene ACER3). Lineage: Eukaryota; Metazoa; Chordata; Aves; Passeriformes; Hirundinidae. The record is from RefSeq and is a predicted model, not a curated record. Gene Ontology annotation, cellular component: endoplasmic reticulum membrane. The coding region runs from base 502 to 1206 and encodes 234 amino acids. The transcript is spliced from 11 exons. Gene Ontology annotation, biological process: phytosphingosine biosynthetic process; ceramide metabolic process.